Messenger RNA from Zalophus californianus (California sea lion), 6275 nucleotides. It is a transcript of the gene MAP3K8, whose product is annotated as mitogen-activated protein kinase kinase kinase 8. The record is from RefSeq and is a predicted model, not a curated record. Gene Ontology annotation, biological process: protein phosphorylation. The transcript is spliced from 10 exons. NCBI's taxonomy places the organism in Eukaryota, Metazoa, Chordata, Mammalia, Carnivora, Otariidae. Gene Ontology annotation, molecular function: protein kinase activity; ATP binding. Bases 781 to 2184 code for a protein of 467 amino acids.
GGCUCCCGGAGGUGGGGGCGUGUCCGCCUUGCGCGCUACUGCGCUUCCGCGGUUCGCGCGCGUCGCGGCUGCCGCAGGCACAGCUGGAAAGCACCUUGCGCAAGGGUCUCACGCGGUGCAGACUCCGACUCCUCCCCCUUCCUCCUCCUUCCCGGAUCCCUAACGCGCGAGCAGUGCCGGUCCGGGCAGUGCGCGGGGACACAGAGACCCUCUGUCACCGUGCCUCCCGCCGCAUACACCGACCGGCCUGCUGCACUCUCCCCGCCGACGCCGUUCUGGGAGGAGAACGACGAUUAGACAGAAGAACGGCGUGCACAGAGAUUUCCCCAAAAGUUAAUAAGGAAGGCCAGGAACUGCCUUUAAGAGAAACGGCUAUUUCACUUUUGGAAAGACAUUUUGGCACGGAAUAAAGAACCCCUACUGAAAACAGGGAAAGAAACACAACUACAGUUGCAUUAGGUAUCUGUGGCCUAUGUCUCAUGUAUUUGCCAAGUAGAAUAUAAUCUGAAUCCAGCAGAUGCCCCCAACUCUCUGAGGCGUUGAGAUACAGCAUUUAAAACCUUACUGUGAAGAAACCCAGGGAACAGGUAGCCACAUCCCAUUUGCAGAUAAGAAAGGAGGCCUAAGCAGUAUCUGCAAAGCCAGGACUUCUCUGUGUUGUGCACAUACCAGCAACUACGGAAGGCAGAGCUUUUUGACUCUGCACCAGACACCUUACACACCUGAACUUCUUUAAACCUCACAACUGCCCUAUGAGACUCUCUAGAAAGCAUAACAGUGAUGGAGUACAUGAGCACUGGAAGUGACAAUAAAGAAGAGAUCGAUUUAUUAAUUAAACACUUGAACGUGUCCGAUGUAAUAGACAUUAUGGAAAAUCUUUACACAAGUGAAGAGCCAGCAGUUUAUGAACCCAGUCUCAUGACCAUGUGUCAAAACAGUAAUCAAAAUGAGGAGCGUUCAGAAUCUCUGCUGCUCAGUGGCCAAGAGGUGCCUUGGUUGUCAUCGGUCAGAUAUGGAACUGUGGAGGAUUUGCUUGCCUUUGCAAACCACAUAUCCAACACUGCAAAGCGUUUUUAUGGACACCGGCCUCAGGAAUCUGGAAUUUUAUUAAAUAUGGUAAUCACUCCCCAGAAUGGACGCUAUCAAAUAGACUCUGAUGUUCUCCUCAUCCCUUGGAAGCUGACUUAUAGGAAUAUUGGCUCUGAUUUCAUACCUCGGGGGGCCUUUGGAAAAGUGUACUUAGCACAAGAUAUAAAGACUAAGAAAAGAAUGGCGUGUAAAUUGAUCCCAGUAGAUCAAUUUAAGCCGUCUGAUGUGGAAAUCCAGGCCUGCUUCCGGCACGAGAACAUCGCUGAGUUAUAUGGCGCUGUGCUCUGGGGUGAAACUGUGCACCUCUUUAUGGAAGCAGGCGAGGGAGGGUCUGUUCUCGAGAAACUGGAGAGCUGUGGACCAAUGAGAGAAUUUGAAAUUAUUUGGGUGACAAAGCAUGUUCUCAAGGGACUCGAUUUUCUACACUCAAAGAAAGUGAUUCAUCAUGAUAUUAAACCUAGCAACAUUGUCUUCAUGUCUACAAAAGCUGUUUUGGUGGAUUUUGGCCUAAGCGUUCAAAUGACUGAAGAUAUCUAUUUUCCUAAGGACCUUCGUGGAACAGAGAUUUACAUGAGCCCAGAGGUGAUCCUAUGCAGAGGCCAUUCAACCAAAGCAGACAUCUACAGCCUGGGAGCCACACUCAUCCACAUGCAGACGGGCACCCCGCCUUGGGUGAAGCGCUACCCUCGCUCAGCCUAUCCCUCCUACCUCUACAUAAUCCACAAGCAGGCGCCCCCGUUGGAAGAUAUUGCGGAUGAUUGCGGCCCUGGCAUGAGAUUGCUGAUAGAGGCCGCCUUGGAGAGGAACCCCAAUCACCGCCCGAGGGCAGCAGACCUACUCAAACACGACGCCCUGAACCCCCCCAGAGAGGAUCAGCCACGCUGUCAGAGUCUGGACUCUGCCCUCUUUGAGCGGAAGAGGCUGCUGAGUAGGAAGGAGUUGGAGCUUCCUGAGAACAUUGCGGAUUCAUCAUGCACAGGAAGCACUGAGGAAUCUGAGAUGCUAAAGAGGCAACGUUCUCUCUACAUAGACCUUGGGGCCCUGGCUGGCUAUUUCAACCUUGUACGGGGUCCACCAACACUAGAAUAUGGUUGAUCGGUGGCAUCAUUUGCUCUAAAUAAGACUCAGCACUGGGCUCCUGGAAGCUGGUUCUGCUGACUCUACACCGGGGCUCUGUAUAGGGAAUCGGCCUCUGUAUAGGGAAACAGAUAAGGGCUCCCGUGACUCAUGAAUGUGACUCCACGUGGCUCCCAUGGGUUUGAUUCGUGAAGCUGCCUUGGUAGCCCCCAGUCUAAAGGUUCUCAUGUCUCAGGUGGUGUAACUCAAAGGAAGUUGAGAGUUCAUAGAAGGAUCAUUUCUGGUGACUGAUUCCAUUCACUGUGCACUUUGCUCAAAAUGUUGUAAAUACUGAGAAUAUCACAAGGAUAAUGUCUUAGCCUGAAAUUACUAUUCUUGGUUCUAAUUUAAGGUUGAGAACUUCAUUUAACUCAGAUAAUUGUUUUGUAUAUAUUGGUGUAUAUUAUAUGAUAACUCCUUGAGCCUUUGUAGGUAGGUUCUAGUAUAAAUUAAAGUCAUUAUAUUUUGGAUGAAUAGAAUAAUUUGAAUAUUAUAGCAAUAAGCUGGACUAGUGUCUUAAAAAUGGCUGAUUAUUUAGGAGCCAUCUGACAGCAGACCACUAGUGACAGGUUCUGUUAUGUUCCUAUGGAAACAUUUUGUACUGUAUAUGCUAUGCUUAAAACAUUUAAAACAUGAUGUUUUGAAUGUGGAUAAAACUGUGUAAACCACAUAAUUUCUGUACAUCCCAAAGGAUGAGAACGUGACCUUUAAGAAAAAUGGAAACAUUUCUAAAUUCUUAAUGAUGCUACUUUUGUAACUCUUCUGACUACUUUCUUCUAAGCAUUUGUGUAUUAAAAUAGCAUACUGUGUAUGUUUUAUAUCAAAUGCCUCCAUGAAUUUUUCUUACCUAUACAUAUAUUUUUACUGUUGUGAAUAUGUGAGUAGUCCCACUUAAAGUAUGUUUUUACAUCAUGCAAAUGAAACCAACACUUUUAUCCAGCAUAAUUGGUCAAAUCAACCGAAUAAACUCAGUAUUUUAUCUUAAUUCUUGGAAAGAAUGUGAUUCUCAACUGGGACUGGGGGUGGCUUAUGGGGGUUGGGAUAUAGGUUGGAGGAGAACGUGUAUCAUGAGGAAGCAAAGAACACCUGAGAGGUUUGCAAAUUGUUCAUAAGCCCCUCUUCUGUUGCUGCAGCCUUAAGCCAUUGUUGUCUGGAUUACGCCAUGUCCCUCUGGCGCGUGGGCGCAGAAAAAGAAUUGUCAGCCACCGGUUUAGGCUAAGUGUGGUUCUGUUUUGCAUCUUGUUUUUAUACAUUUAUACUACCUUUGAAUAUAUGCUUGUCGGUUCUGUGUCUGUUGUUUGUCAAGUUAAUAACUAACUUGUCUUGGGGGCGCCUGGGUGAUUCAGUUGGUUAAGUGUCAGGACAGUGGUUUAUGGCUUAGGUCCUGAUCUCAUGGGUUGUGAAAUGGAGCCCCUCAUUGGGCUCUGCACUCAGCGCAGAGCCUGGCUAAGUUUCUCUCUCUCCCUCUUCCUCUGACUGCCACCCUGGCUGUUUGUGCACUCUCUCCCUAAAAAAACGAAAUGAAAUAAAUAAAAUAACUAACUUGCCUUGCAGAAGGUAAAUUUUAAUCCCGAACACAAAUCCUGAUGAAAAUUGUUGGAUGGGAGUUGGAUUCAGUCGUUCUCUGAGCAAACCGUAUGACGCGCUUCUAUGUGUGUUACCUAAAGCCAUCCUUGGAAUCCUCACAGCACACGCAUGAAAGAUGGACCGUUGUCUCCGGGUUUUUUUCAGAGGGGGAGCUGAAGCACAGUGAAGUAGGUCACUUUAUGCUUCAGAUCACAGAGCAGGUAAAGAGACAGAGCUGGUCAUGGAAGCUAGGACUUUCUACCUCUAGUCCCCCUUUUCUUCCUCAUUGUGCUCCUGGCAGGUGAUAGACCAUCAUAGGUGGUGGAUUGUCUUGCUGCAGAGAGCCCUGUGCUCUCGCUGGGAUUCAGAUCUCCAAAUAAGGGCAGAGGUGGCUUCAUCACCAACCUAGUGAAGCUUCAGCCUCAGGGCCCCUCGCUUGCCUGGGCACCCCCAUGGCCCUGUGCCUGCAUCUAUAUUAUCCUACAUCGGCUCCAACAAAACCUGGACCUGUCCCUGGGCCAAGGUGUACAACCUUUGAUGAUUUUCAUGAAAAACCGAAACAGUCAAUAUGAAUUGUUUAGUUAACAAAUUCCAUUGGGAGAAAAAACAUGCCUUUUAAAUAAAUUGGAGCUCUCAUGGAAAGAUCUGGGAAUGUUUGCCAAAAGAUGAUCAGGGGCGGUGAGGGCCGAGAAAGCGGUCUUGAGGGCUAGCAGGGCACGUUUGGGGCUGGGCUCUGUGUGCGGGGCACCUGCAGAGCUGUUGACCUAGGAAGCCAAGAGCUGCAGCCUGGGAUGGGCCAGCAGAUAGAGUCAGAUUAAGAGAAGAAGGAGGCCCUGAGCUGGCCCUGAGGGAAUCUGUCAUUUGCUUCCUGAGAAGGCAAGCAGUGGGGGCUGUCAGGCUUGAGUGUAGCUGGGACAGAAUGAUCACAUCCUGAAACCUGCUUCUUGCCCCCCUGAUAAUUCCUGCUUCAGGCAACAAGGCUUCUGAUUAUGUGCGGACAUUGAAAUGCUUCAUGGAAGACAGACUGGACCUUUCUGGCUUGGGUCUGGAGGUCAUCGUGUCUAAGCCCCUUGUUGGAUAGGGUGGCCUCUAGAUAAACUUGCUGGUCGUCACGUGGCACAUGCUGGAGCCAUGCCUUCUGAUUAUCACUCCCCACCUUGUGCUUGCCUUGGGGUCUGUAUAAUAACCUGAAACAGGUCAGGAAGAAUGCCUACCAGGAAUUUGCUGGCCCUACUGGGGAUUUGCCCAGCCUUGGACAGACAGCUCUCAUCGGGGGUCAGCCAGCGCAUCCACACCUCUGGAGCGAAGGUUCCACCAGGUGUCUGCCCUGGUGCCGAGUGCUGCAGUCGGACUUGAAGUCCGAGGCAUGGAUUCCUGUCAGCCCCCGUGUUCCUCCCUAGUGCAUGCCUGUUAUCAGACCGUCUGGGCCAAUCAAUCUUUUCUUUUCUUUUUUUUAAAGAUUUUAUUUAUUUAUUUGACAGAGAGAGACACAGCGAGAGAGGGAACACAAGCGGGGGAGUGGGAGAGGGAGAAGCAGGCUUCCCACGGAGCAGGGAGCCUGACACGGGGCUCGAUCCCAGGACCCUGGGAUCACGACCUGAGCCCAAGGUAGACGCUUAACGACUGAGCCACCCAGGCGCCCCGCCACUCAAAUCUUUUCUUGAUAGCAAAUGUCAGUCGUGUACCUCAAUACGGAAGCCGGUGGCUGUGUACAGACUUGCUGUGAUUUCAAAUCCAUGUUUUGAAAGCUCCUUAUGGACAAUGUUGUUUGUGUUUGAACUUGCUUUGAGUAACUUAUUUUGAUCAAAUGGUUUUGAAAUCGGAUAUUAGGACUUAGUUCUCGAACUCUCACACCUGGAGCGGAAAGGACCAUUGUGUUACUGACACCACAGUAACGGCUGCGGUGUCCUCACUCGAUGGAAAACCAAGAGGUCUGACCAGCAAUUCGAGAGGGAUCCGGCUAGAUAAGACUACUCUUUGCUGAUCUAAAGAGCUCUCCAGAGAUCUUGAGACACCUGCUUCUGCCGUGGCUGGGAUAGUCUCGGUCAGUAGGGCUGACAGUCUCAGGAAGAAGAGGGGACAUCUACUCCUACCUUGGUGAGCCCACUCCUUGUAGCCCGUGGUGCAAACCGUGGAACAGUCUCUGGACCAAUAACCUUCGGAGCAGCCCACCUUGCCUUCCAACAACGGCCCCAUCGCCCGCCAGCUCCAGGCCGCAGCAGUGAGGGACCUACGCCGGCAGCUGAUAACCGGCUUUUAAUUGGAAGGCCUGACUACUCCACUGAGAACCAACUUGUACAAAGGUACCCCUCAACGAAAUUUGGACUGUAUUUCUUUCACCUUCCCGUUGCCUGGAACAAUAGUGUAAUUUAUCUGUCAUUGGUUUGGAGUAUGUUAUUCCUUUAUUGGCUUAUUAAGAGGCAUUAUCUUGUAUGCUAUUGGCUUGUGAAAUAUUACUAUUAUGAAUUUUAAUUCCCGUAAUGAGUCUGUGUCAAAUAAAUUAU